Messenger RNA from Cylicostephanus goldi, 590 nucleotides. NCBI's taxonomy places the organism in Eukaryota, Metazoa, Nematoda, Chromadorea, Rhabditida, Strongylidae. The record is from the annotation of a GenBank genome assembly.
CUUCCGGCGUAUUUGCAUUGAAUGCGGAUCUGAAAAUCAUUGAAAACGGCUCAUUUUCGCCAUUUUCAUGCGCGGAGAAAGCCCAAAUAUGGGUUUCUUAUGACGAGAAUAUCCCGAAAAGGCUGAAAACUGCAAAACGGAAUUCUGCCGAGCCGCUGCCUUCAAUAACUCAAUUCAGACAGAUUCUCAUAAAAUCCAAAUUCAAAUAUUCUUUCAAAUUUCAGAAAGACUUUAUCGGCAAAGAUGCUCUGUUGAAGCAAAUUGAACGAGGUGUAUCGAAACGAUUUGUUCAAUUAUUGGUGGAUAUGCACGAUAAAGAAACCGACCCUUGGCCACAAGGAGGAGAGACCUUAGAUGGCAAACCGGUGGGUCAAACAACAACAGCAGCAUAUGGAUUCACACUUGGAUGUCAAGUUUGUACCGCAUAUGUGAUAAAUAACGAAUUUGGGAUAUCAGCCGACUUCCUGAAUCGAGGCAGUUAUGAACUGGACAUUGCUGGAAAACGUUUUCCAGUUCGAGUGAAUCUGCAUUCACCUUCACUACCGAUGAUCUCGUCAGAGCAUCCGUUGCAUUAUCGACCGACGCAAUAG